Lucilia sericata (common green bottle fly) is the source of this 545-nucleotide messenger RNA. RefSeq names its product histone H2A-like. The coding region runs from base 77 to 451 and encodes 124 amino acids. Lineage: Eukaryota; Metazoa; Arthropoda; Insecta; Diptera; Calliphoridae. The transcript has a single exon. Gene Ontology annotation, molecular function: structural constituent of chromatin; DNA binding; protein heterodimerization activity. Gene Ontology annotation, cellular component: nucleosome. The record is from RefSeq and is a predicted model, not a curated record.
ACUUGUGUUGAAAUGAUAUUAGUUUUGUGUAUUCAGUGCUAAAGUGAAGUGUUAACUAAAAAUAAUAAAGUGAAAAAUGUCUGGUCGUGGUAAAGGUGGAAAAGUUAAGAGCAAGGCAAAGUCUCGUUCAAAUCGUGCUGGUUUGCAAUUUCCCGUCGGUCGUAUACAUCGUUUGUUACGUAAAGGCAAUUAUGCUGAACGUGUUGGUGCCGGUGCUCCAGUAUAUUUAGCUGCCGUUAUGGAAUAUUUGGCUGCUGAAGUUCUUGAAUUGGCUGGUAAUGCUGCUCGUGACAACAAAAAGACCAGAAUUAUUCCCCGUCAUUUGCAAUUGGCUAUUCGUAAUGACGAAGAACUGAACAAAUUAUUAUCUGGUGUAACGAUUGCUCAAGGUGGUGUUUUGCCAAACAUUCAAGCUGUACUUUUGCCCAAGAAAACAGAAAAGAAAGCCUAAAUUAAUCAAGACUAAAGAAAUAACAUCGAGAAAAUAUAAUACAGACCAUCGUAUAACAAAAAAUAGAACAAUCCGUCCUUUUCAGGACGACAAA